Molecule: messenger RNA, 6206 nt
Organism: Hemiscyllium ocellatum (epaulette shark)
Lineage: Eukaryota; Metazoa; Chordata; Chondrichthyes; Orectolobiformes; Hemiscylliidae
Gene: wdr90
Product: WD repeat domain 90
Exons: 44
Coding region: 167-5794 (1875 amino acids)
Cellular component (GO): centriole
Molecular function (GO): protein binding
Source: RefSeq, a predicted model, not a curated record
GCAGGAGGUUGCUUUGCUGUUGAGAGUAGCGCGGCAACGAGAGCGGAGGCGGUUAACGACAAUUUACAUUGCCAAAAUGUUGCCCUGCAUUCAAUUGCUUGAUGUCCACGUUAAUCUCUUGGGUGCAUAGGAACAAGGACCAUUCUUGAGGGAAGCUUUGAUCAGCAUGGAUAAGCCCAAAAUAGUUUCAGAGUCUGUGUGGCAGCGUCCAUAUGUGAAUGUCUUCAAGCACUUCAAAUUGGAAGAAUGGAAAAAAUCAACAAAAGAAGGGGAUGUCACAGCUGUUAUGGAUAAAACCCUGAAGUGCACAGUAUAUCGCAUCCGUGGACCCAUCCCUCCUGGUAAUUACAUUCAGUUACCAAAAACUAGCACCCAAUCUCUUGGACUAGUUGGUCGCUAUCUCUACCUCCUGUUCAAACCAAUUGUAUCCAAAUACUUUGUGGUUCACUUUGAUGCAGUCACUGAGGGGAGUCAAGUUAUACGGAUUUCGUUCUCCAACCUCUUCAAAGAGUUCAAAUCUACAGCCACAUGGCUCCAGUUCCCCUUUGUUUGUGGUGCAGUGGAAGGCUCUGUGUAUAAUACUACUGCAAAGACUGCAAAGCAAGACCUUGUGGGCCUUGCACCUCCUGGUGUGAAAUGGACAUGUCUAAUGAUGGACCUUCAGUAUCUUCUGUCAUUUUAUUUGAACCGACACUACAGCCACCUAAAAAGCAUUAAGCUCUGUUCCAACAUGUUUGUCAAAAAUAUCUUCACCAGUGACCUGGUAUUUGAGCCAAGUGUGACAGCCUUUAAGGCCAAACGGGCAGGACUGGUGCUGCAUGAUGUCUCCCCAAUGCCUCGAGAAAUGGCUUUCUUGGUGCCCAAAGGAGAAACUUGGCAUGAUAUUUAUGAUUAUAUCAGGUUCCCAUCAGAUGGAACUAAGAUGCCAUUCGACUCCAUUCAAAAGGGAAAGUCCAGCCCACGUAAAAAAGGUCAUCCAGCACAUUGCACUCCGGUUAGAGCAAAUCCACCCACUGUGAGUGUCAGUAAGGCAGUACAAGACAGAGUUUCUCUCAUCCAACAAAUUACCAGCCCAGAGACUGUUCCUUCUAGACGUUGGCGAUCCUCUCAGAUCAUUACAAACAUCCCAAAAGUACACUUGGAUACAACUAUAUCACCCCAUCGUGACAAAGAUAGCAGAGAAUGUGGGGAUGAAGCCAUAGCUAUAAGUAAUGAAAGUGCAAAAUUAAUACCAGCGGAUGAUGGUGGAAUUCAUGUCUUUGCGAGUCACCGUGGUAGAGUUCCGGUUGAUAAGUGCAGCGGUGAUACAGAGGAGGUUGUAAGCACUAAGGUUCCUACACCUACCAGGUUUAUUUGCCAGAAGUUUAAGGACCCUAAGGGGCUUCAGCCAGACCCAAUCCUGAAACUAAAGAAGAUUAUUGGCUUUGGAGGUUGCACGAUGAAAUGUGCAGCAUGGAAUAAGUCUGGAUCAACUGUGGCCUACCCUUGUCAUGCUAUAGUAGUGGUAAUGGAAAUAGAUACAGGGCAGCAGAGAUUUUUCAUUGGACAUACAGAUAAGGUUUCUGCUUUGUCUUUUAAUGGCAAUUCAACACUUCUUGCAUCAGCACAGACUGGGAAUGUGAGUCUGGUCAGAGUUUGGAACUUUAACAAAGGGAACUGUCUGGCAAUGUUCAAGACCCAUGUACAUUCAGUGUCAUCCCUUAGUUUUUCAUACAAUGGGCAAGUUCUCUGCGGUGUAGGAAAGGACGGUCGUGGUAAAUCAAUGGUAGUAGUUUGGGACACAGCAAAAGUCAGUCGGGAUGGCGAAGUAGUAGUGUUGGCAAAAGCUCACACUGAAGUUGACAUUCAAGUCAUGAAAAUAGCUUCUUUUGAUGACACCAGGAUGGUGUCAUGUGGAAGAGAUAACAUCCGCCUGUGGCGAGUUCGAAAUGGAGCACUACGAUCUUGCCCAGUAAACCUGGGUGAAUAUCAUUGUUUGGAAUUUACAGAUGUAGCUUUUGAAGAGGGGCAUCUGGCUGACAAAGAUCCUGCUGACCGAAUGCUAUUUGCUUGCAGUAAAAGUGGACAUAUCAUUGAAAUCGAUUAUAAAAAUGUUGUGAUUAAGAAUGCCCGUCGCUUGUUUCCCUCACAGCAAAAGCAUUCACAACAACAAGAAACUGUGACAUUUAAUGCAGGUGCUGGUAUAGCCAUCAAUAGCAUUAGCGUUUCUGCUGCUUUCUGCGCCACAGGAUCUGAUGAUGGUUACUUGCGUCUUUGGCCUUUGGAUUUCUCCACUGUCUUUCUGGAAGCAGAACACGAAGGUGGUGUUAGCUUUGUAAGUAUUGACCCUAAUGGACUGAAAGUGCUUGCAGCAACCACUACAGGUAACCUAGGAUACCUGGAUAUACCCAGCAGAGGUUAUACCACAUUAAUGAGGUCACAUACAAACAAAAUUCUAGCUUUCUCAGUUGAUGGGAUAAGGAGGCAUCUUGUUACUGUAUCUGAAGACUGCACCAUCCGUGUGUGGGACCUAGACUCUAUGCAACAGAUGUACGACUUUGUGAGUGCUGAAGAGACACCGUGUGCUGUGACAUUUCACCCUACACAGCAAAUUUUUGCAUGUGGAUUCAGCAGUGGAGUAGUGCGAGUUUUCAAUGUGGGGAAUUCCAGUCUUCUGGCUGAACAACGACAGCACCGAGGACAAGUGAUUGGACUUGUGUUUUCCCCCAGUGGAGAGUAUAUGUACAGUGCUGGGUCCCUGGGUUCAUUGGCCCUGUACAAUGCAACUGAAGAUAGUCACCAUGUUAUCAGGAUCUUGGGUAAUGUUGUGGCAAGAGGCAGUUAUCAUGGCCCAGAUGCACUUACAGUGAGCAGUGACAGCCGUUACCUGGCUUUUGUGGGCCCAUCUGAAUACAUAGUCACUGUGAUGGAUGCUCACUCAUUAGAUGAGAUAAUGCUUAUAGAUGUUAGUAUUCUGGACCUGGAGACGACGACGCUUGACACCGCUGUCAAAGUCUGCUAUUCAUCCGCUGCAAUUAACCAGCUGCUUGUGACCACUUCCUCUAAUAAGAUUCUGUGGCUGAAUGCAAGGACAGGGAAAUUAAUUCGGGAGGUUUGUAAUAUUCACAAGUCAGUCUCCACGUCUUUAGCUGUGAGUGAAGACAUUCAGUACCUCCUGACUACAGGGGAGAAGGUCAUUAAAGUCUGGGAUUAUCAUAUGAAACAGGACAUUAAUUAUCAGGUGUUCAUUGGUCACUCUGAAACAAUUCAACAAGCUAUGUUCACUCCAGACCAAUUAAGUGCAAUCAGUGUUGGAGAUGCAGUGUUUGUCUGGGAUUUUCUUGCUUGUGUACUAGAUCAGGAGACCAGCAGCCUCCCUUCAAUUCAGCCGUUUCCCCUCCAUGGAACUGAAGCUCCUUCAGUUGCAGAGGGCAAUGAGGUUUGCCAAAAUGGUGGGAUGCCUCGCCAGUCAGUACCAGUCCCCAGCUCCUCCCCACCACUCAAUGUCAGUGUUAUUGAAAGAAAUGAGCAGGAUGUGUUUUUGUCUGAUGUGGAGAGUAAAGAUAACAACAAUCAAAAUGAUGACUCGAUCACUGUUGGAAGAAUUGGAGACUCAAUACUGCAAGUCCAUGAAAACAUGCAUUCUGGCGAGAAUGUGACACCUUUCACGAAGCCUGUUUCCCUUCAGGAAUACCAGAAAGAGCUGGAUGAACCAGCAUCUUGGUUCGGAGACGGAGAUUUCCCACACACCAAUAAACGUCCAGAUUCAUACAAGCAUUUUGCUGCUCAAUUCAAAGCCUCAUCUGUAUCUCAGGUUGCAGUCCUUUCUGAUGGGAAAGAGGAUCUGAAGCUGAAAGUAGUAAUUGGAUACAAUGGAAACGGAAGAGGAAAUAUGGUCUGGAAUCCUGAUACAGCACUAUUUGCAUAUUCUUGUGGCUGCUUGGUGGUGAUUGAGGACUUGCAUUCUGGAUCUCAGAAACACUUAACUGGUCACUUGGAGGAGAUCUCUACACUUGCAGUUAGCCAUGAUGCACAGGAGCUUGCCUCAGCCUCAGGAAAUCAGGAUAAGACUAGCUGUUCUAUCUUCAUUUGGAAUGUGGUGGGUGGCUCCUGUAAGAUAGUUCUGUGUCAGCACACAACAGAGGUACAAGCCAUGGCUUACUCCAGAGAUGACCGGCUCUUCUUGUCUGCUGGAGAUUACAGGGAUCUCUCAAUUGCUCUAUGGGAUACAAGGAAUUAUGAGUUGUUAGCAACAACAAGAGUCUCAAAUCCUGUCCAUGAUUUAGCAUUUGACCCAACUGCUGUUAAUGAAUUUGCCUGUGUUGGUGUCGGAGGAGUGCAUUUCUGGCUAGUGGAGCAGACUGGUGAUGAGGUACAACUCAAGGUUCACAGAGUCUCAAUCCCAGAUGAAGUUGGUGCUGAUGAACUCACUGCAUUGUGCUAUAACAGUGAUUCAGUUCUUUAUACUGCUACCAACACCGGGAAAAUCUGCGCAUGGGACACCCAGCAGAAUAGGUGUUUCAUGACUUGGGAUGCAGAUGAAGGAGAGAUUGGGAUUGUGCAGUGUCGAAGGUAUCGCCUGAUGACUGGCAGUAACACAAAGAAAAUCCGGCUGUGGGCAGUCGCUGCAGUGCAGGAGAUGAGACUUGAGGGCACAAGAGCAAGGUCAAAUUCAGUACUCCUGGAACAUGAAAUGAUUCUGGAUGGUACGAUAGUCAGUGCAGUCUUUGAUGAUAUCAUGGACAUGGGUAUUGUGGGGACCACAGCAGGAACUCUAUGGUAUAUAAACUGGGCUGAAAACACCAGCAUCCGACUUAUCAGUGGCCACAGAAACAAGGUUAAUCAAGUGACUUUUAGCCCUGAUGAAAGUCAUUUUGCUACAUGUGCAGAGGAUGGCAGUUUAAGAGUGUGGGUUAUGCACACCACUGAGCUGGUUGUUCAGUUUCAUGUUCUUAAUCAGAGCUGCUUGUGUAUGGCAUGGAGCCCAGCAGUUAACUUGAAGAAAUCUGCUGACAAACAGCAAAUUGUGGCAGGAUAUAGUGAUGGCACAAUACGUUUCUUUGGAGUGUUGAAGACUGAGAUGGAAUUAAAGAUUCAUCCCCAUCCUGUAGCAGUCAAUGCCAUCGCGUUUUCAAUGGAUGGCGAGGUUAUCAUUUCAGGGGGUAAGGAUGGUCUGAUGGCUGUGAGUAGUUCUCGGACAGGAAUCACUGUUCGUGUCAUCAGUGAUCAUAAAGGCUCACCAAUUACUGCCAUCGAAUGUACACGGAAAAAAUAUGAUGAAUUUGGACUCGAUGGAUGUGAAAUGUGGUUGGCUGUCAGUUCAGAUCGACGUGUUAGUGUUUGGGCUACUGAUUGGCACAAAGACCAAUGUGAGCUUAUUGAUUGGUUGACAUUCCCAGCGCCUAUUAAACCAGAGCUCUGUGACACAAGUAGCCUCCCUCCAAGCCUGGCUGCUUUUUCACCAAGUCAGCGUGGGAUAGUGGUGUAUGUUGGAUUUGGAGUGAAACCAGAGAUCAUUCUGUACAGUCUGUACAAAAAGCAGGCAAUUAAAAAGAUACCUUUACCUCAGUGGGCCACAAGUAUGAGCCCCUCUCCUGGAGGGCAGUAUAUUGCCAUUGGGACCAAUGGGAGACUUCUGAAACUAAUUCAGCACCCAUCUGGAAAAUUCCAGGAGUUUGCUGGGCAUAAUGAUGCUGUUCACUUCAGUCAAUUCACACCAUCUGGGAGAUUCCUCCUGUCUGUUGCGUACAAUGAGGUGCUCGUCUGGGAGGUUCAGAAUCUACAGCACACUCUCACUCAUGCACAAUAUCUCUAAGUUCUGACAGCAAACAUGGAGGAGCUAUUAGCUGUGUGACUGCUCAUAUAAAUAACCCCCAUUAUAAAGCUGUCUGACCAUUAGAAAUUUAAUUUCAUUCUUUUCAUUGUAGAAAAUUCAUAAUGUAGCUCAAUCCAACCAGUUUUACAGUUCACAAGAUUGUUUUGUAAUAGGAUCUGCUGGUAAUGUAACAUAUUCAUGUUAAAAUCAUUAUUACAUGGUGUAGUUGGUGCACCACACACAAGGAGUUUUUAAUGAAUGGCUGCACUGAGAAUUUUUAAAUUAAGGUUAGCUCAAAGUUUUAUUCCAAGAUUCUACUUCUGAAUUAACAAUUGUCAUUUAAUAUUUUUAUUAUAAAAUGAUUUUUGUACUUUUUCCAUAAAUAAAACUUUCCAACUGUUAUCCAACAUAA